AUGACAUCUCUCUACUCACCUACUGCCACUGAUGUCAAGCAACGACUUCGACCAUUCGGUUUCUUCUUUGAGAAAUCACUAAAGGAUCUCAUAACGGGUAUCAGAUCGCAUAAUGACACACCCGAAAAGCUGGAUAGGUUUCUAUCAGAAAUUCUAAGAGAAUGUAGGGAGGAGGCCAAUUCUGCAGAUUUAAAUCUGAAGACCAACGCAAUUUUGAAGUUGACUUAUUUGGAAAUGUACGGUUUCGAUAUGUCAUGGUGUAAUUUCCAUAUCUUGGAAAUAAUGAGUAGUAAUAAGUUGCAACAAAAAAGGGUAGGCUAUUUGGCUGCAUCACAAUCUUUCUAUAAGGACCCCGAUAUUUUAAUGUUGGCCACUAAUUUAUUGAAAAAGGAUUUAAAAUACUCAGGGAAUAAUGAUGUCGUAAAAGUUGGGAUUGCAUUAAGUGGAUUAUCAGCCAUUGUAACACCGACGCUAGCGGCAGAUAUUGCAGAUGAUCUUUUUGCCAUGUUGAAUAGUUCCAAGCCAUAUAUUAGAAAGAAAGCUGUUACCGCAUUGUUUAAAGUAUUUUUACAAUAUCCUGAGGCAUUAAGAGAUAAUUUCGAUAAGUUUGCCCUUAAAUUGGAAGAUGAAGAUACCACGGUGGUCUCUGCCACUGUUAGUGUUAUUUGUGAAUUAUCUAAGAAGAAUCCAACCCCAUUUAUUCAGUUAUCCCCCAUGUUAUAUGAAUUAUUGAUAAAUAUAGAUAAUAACUGGAUAAUAAUUAGAUUAUUGAAACUGUUUACAAAUCUAUCACAAGUGGAACCAAAAUUAAGACCAAAACUUUUACCGAAGAUUUUAGAAUUGAUGGAAGCUACCGUCGCAACAUCAGUGUUAUAUGAGUCUAUUAAUUGUAUUGUCAAGGGGGAUAUGUUAAUUAAUGAUGAUUACGAUACAGCAAUGUAUUGUUUAGAUCAUUUAGAAAAGUUUUGCAAUUCAAAAGAUCCAAAUUUAAGAUAUAUUAGCUGCAUCUUAUUUUACAAGAUUGGAAAGAUUAAUACAAAUUUUAUAUCUCGUUUUUCUAAUUUGGUAUUACAUCUUUUGGUGGAUGUAGAUAUUUCAAUUAGAUCGCGUGCAAUUGAAUUACUGCAAGGUAUUGUCUCUCAAGAUAACCUCAAGAAAAUAGUAACUACUUUAAUGAAACAAUUCGUUAGCGAAGAUACUAUUGUCCUACAAGAUAAUCCAUCGACCUUUAGAGCUUCUAGAGAAAUUCAAAUCUUUGUCCCCGAUUCAUAUAAGGUAAAAUUGGUGGAUACGAUUAUCACAUUAUGUUCUUCAAAUAAUUAUGCAAAUGUGUCAGAUUUUGAAUGGUUAAAUGCUGUUCUGUUAGAUUUAGCCACAAUAUCACAAGAUUUACCUGAUGCUCAACUUGGCUUAAAAUUAGGGAAACAAUUUAGAACAAUUAUGGUUAAAAUCCCCAGUAUGAGAAGUGUCAUUAUUACAUCAAUAAUUAAUUUAAUAGCGGAUGAAAACAUUAGUAUUAGACUUCCAUCCGUAUUAGAGGGAUGUAUUUGGUCAUUAGGUGAGUUCUCAAAUGUUAUCGAAAAUGGAGAUGCUCUUGUAAAAUUACUAAUAAGGAAUGGACAUUCAUAUUCUUCCAAUGUUCAACAGGUAUUAAUCCCAGCUUUAGUCAAGAUAUUUAGUAAUUGGGUUAACAGACAAGCAGAACCAGAUAUGGAAAUAAUUAAGAUUUUAUUACAUGAACUUGUGAAAUUUUUUGAGGUUUUAUCAUCAUCCAAAUAUUUUGAAGUUCAGGAAAGGAGUGUUGAAGCAACAGAGAUACUGAGGUUGAUAUCGGAUGCAAUUACAUCGAGUGAUGAAGAAUUACCGUUAUUAUUAACUGAGGUUUUGCCCAGUCUCUUUAAUACGUAUGAACUCAAACCUAUAUCUGAAGGUCAACAGAAACUUUUGACAGGGAAUAUUAAUAUAGACUUAGAAACACCAUUUUUAACGCAAGAGGAGCUUGAAGACAUUUUGCGUUCUUCUGAAGAUUCACAUACUCUAACAAGAUCUUUAAGUUCACUUUUAAGAGACUCUGCUACCCCAACUGAAUCCGAGAGAGAGGACGAAUAUAAACAAGAAACUUCGCCUGACAGUCAGAAUGCUUUAUCAACGGGGCAGAGGAAGAAAGAUCGUCUUUCAAAUCCCUUUUAUCUUGACCAUGAAGAAUCGUUGAAUACUAACGCCGAUGACGAGAUAACUAAUGCAGAAAAUGCACAGGAACAUGAUGAUGCCAAGCAUAAAUCUAAAUCCAAAAAGAAGGGAGAAAAGAAAAAGAAAAAGAAAAUAGAUAGCUGUAGAAGUCAUACCAGACGAAGUACUCCAGCCGAUUGUUGGAGAUGA
This is a messenger RNA of Naumovozyma castellii, 2379 nucleotides long. It is a transcript of the gene APL5, whose product is annotated as Apl5p. NCBI's taxonomy places the organism in Eukaryota, Fungi, Ascomycota, Saccharomycetes, Saccharomycetales, Saccharomycetaceae. The record is from RefSeq and is a predicted model, not a curated record. The transcript has a single exon. Bases 1 to 2379 code for a protein of 792 amino acids.